This is a messenger RNA of Tachysurus vachellii, 1782 nucleotides long. RefSeq names its product YjeF N-terminal domain containing 3 (gene yjefn3). Bases 430 to 1170 code for a protein of 246 amino acids. The record is from RefSeq and is a predicted model, not a curated record. The transcript has 7 exons. Gene Ontology annotation, molecular function: NAD(P)HX epimerase activity. Gene Ontology annotation, cellular component: mitochondrion. Lineage: Eukaryota; Metazoa; Chordata; Actinopteri; Siluriformes; Bagridae.
GCUUUGUGUGAAUCGGGCCUGUUUGUAUGCUUCAUUGGCUGCAGUGAUUCUGCCACAUCCACACUGGUGGUGAUGCCCGUCACUGGUCUCCAUUUUCAUGUUUGUGUUUCUGCUGCUGAUGGGAUGCUUUUGGUAUACAAGAUGCUGCCACACAAAGUGAUGCAGCCUCCCCCCGAGUGAGCGAGCAGCACUGGCUACUUCAGCCAAUCAGAUGCCUCUCUCUGGCACUCUCUGCUUCUUAAUUGGCCAACAGCGACUGAAAGAACAGCUGAUCCAAGUGUGGAGGCUGAUUUAUCGUCCACCCAGCCAGCACAGGAGAGGCAGAGACAGAGGACGGGCUUGCAUAGAGAGAUAGAAAGAGAAAGAAAGGCUUGUGAGUGCGAAAGAAUCUGCUGCUGAAUCUCAUCACCUGUAUCUAGCCUGGCAAAGAUGAACCACAACUCUGGAGAAAAAGAGCCUGAGACCACAGAGCCACUGCGCUACCUCAGUAAAACAGAGAUGGCUGCCAUUGAGACAGAGCUCCUCACAGACUAUCGUUUUGGACAACAGCAGCUGAUUGAGAUUUGGGGACAUGCCUGUGCCAUUGCCAUCACCAAGGCCUAUCCUCUGAGCUCUCUGACCAAGAAACAGCCUACAGUCUUGGUUAUUUGUGGGCCAGAGCAAAACGGUGCCAUUGGCUUGGUUUGUGCUCGUCACCUGCGCAUAUUUGAGUAUGAGCCCACAAUUUUUUAUCCCAAACGCUCUCCUGAUAACUUGCAUCAGGACUUUACCAUUCAGUGUGAGAAGAUGGACAUUCCUUUCCUUUCUUAUCUUCCAACUGAGGUCCAGCUCAUAAACGAUGCCUAUAAUCUGGUGAUUGAUGCUAUUGUGGGGCCAGAAAUAGACCUUAAAGAUGUAAAAGAGCCCUAUUCUGGAAUAUUGGUCACCCUCAAACAGGUGAAAAUCCCCAUCGCCAGUUUGGAUGUGCCCUCAGGGUGGGACGUUGAUGAAGCAAGUAAAGAUGGAAUCAAUCCAGAGGUUCUCAUCUCACUGACAGUCCCCAAAAUGUGUGCCUCAAGUUUCUCGGGGAAGCAUUUUCUAGCCGGACGUUUCCUUCCGUAUGACAUGCAGAAAAAAUAUGAACUCAAUCUGCCUGAAUUUCCAGGGACUGACUGUUUUAUAGAACUGUAACACUGGCAACAAUAAAAACAUAUUUUGCAUAUGUAUUAAUUAUAUAAACACAUUCAGAUUUUGUACUUUAUAGGUGGUUACUGUGUUUAAUCGUCUAGAAGUUUGUGCACAGAGACUGUUGUGGUGGCUGGAUAUGAUGUGGGUAUGUACUUAGGUAAAAGUGCUUAGCUUAAGUUAUUAUUAUUUGUGUUUGCUUGGGAAAAAAAAGGCAAAACGAUUCAAUUCUGUAUUUUUGUUCAUAUAUUUAUGCAAUUUCACAAGAUACAAUUGACAAUUGGUAAAGCUUUUUUCCUUGCAUUAAAAUUUCAUUGAAUUUUAUGGUUAAAAAAACCCUGCAAUAUUCAUUACUAGUGAUAGUUUUAGACAGUAACACUGGAGAAUGUAUUAAAUUAUUCUAUAUAAUACAUACAAUUGAACUGUAUUUCUGCUGCCAUUUUUUUAAUCUUAUAUUUAUAUGUAUUUUUUUUUAAGAACCUUUUUAAAUAGCACAGGGUUGACCAAAACACGAACCUGUCAUACGGUUAAACAGUGAAUAGAUUGGUAGUUUCUUAGUUUUAAAAAGGAUGUGUUUAACACCAGAUCUCGAACUCAAAUAAAUUCUCUUUGAACCUG